Aspergillus ruber CBS 135680 is the source of this 1000-nucleotide messenger RNA. Its product is annotated as MFS general substrate transporter. Gene Ontology annotation, biological process: transmembrane transport. NCBI's taxonomy places the organism in Eukaryota, Fungi, Ascomycota, Eurotiomycetes, Eurotiales, Aspergillaceae. The record is from RefSeq and is a predicted model, not a curated record. The transcript has a single exon. The coding region runs from base 8 to 940 and encodes 310 amino acids. Gene Ontology annotation, molecular function: myo-inositol:proton symporter activity. Gene Ontology annotation, cellular component: membrane.
GCGAUAUAUGGUCGGACUGGGUGGCGUGCCCUCAGUCAUAUUGCUUGUUGUCCUGCCUUUGCUUCCGGAAUCGCCUCGUCAUUUGGUCUAUCGCGGGAAUCACGAAGAAGCACGCAAGGUUUUGCACAAGAUCUACGGCAAGGCGACAGAAGAACAAAUCGAUUUGGUGCACGCAUCGAUUGUGGACGCCUGCGACGAAGCCCGCCGAAACAACGAGAACGAAAGUCGUUGGAGCAAGAUUAAGCAGCUGCAUGGGGAUCGGGCCAAUUUGCGGGCCCUCUUCAGUGCCUGUGGCCUUAUGGUUAUUUCGCAGAUCUCUGGGUUCAACACUCUGAUGUACUACUCGUCCACUCUAUUCGACAUGGUCGGCUUCAGCGACCCGGCCGCCGUCGGAUUAGUCGUCGCGGGACCAAACCUGGUCAUGACAGGUGUCAACAUGGUCCUUGUCGACCGGAUGGGUCGACGCAGGUUGCUGCUCUGCACUGCAUGGGGCAUGUGCGCGAGUUUGAUCGCGGUCGCUGUGUCAUUCCACUUCAUCCCGGUGAACCAGCAGACGCUCGAAGUACCGGACUACGCGCACAUGUCACCCCCGACCAUCGCGGUCCUUGUCUUUGUACUCCUGUUCGUCAUCUCGUACGGUUUGUCGGUCGGCAACACGGCCUGGAUGAGCGCCGACUUCUUCCCGCUCGAAGUGCGAUCGAUGGGAACAAUGUGGAUGACCUGCUCCAACUGGGUAUCCAACGUGAUCGUGUCCAGCUCGUUCCUGUCCAUGAUGAAGACCAUGACCCCGGCUGGUACGUUCGGUUUCUACGCGGGAAUCUGCGGUGUCGGCUGGUUCUGGAUUCUGUUCUUCUACCCGGAAGUGUCCGGAUUGCCACUGGAAGAGAUUCGCGUGGUGUUUGAGCGUGGCUAUGGCCGGAAUAUGCGCACUAGACGCUGAGCUGGUGAUAGACGGUGUAGGUAGAUGAUUUAUCCAUGUACAGUAUAGUAUGAAUCUACG